Messenger RNA from Trifolium pratense (red clover), 614 nucleotides. RefSeq lists its product as uncharacterized. The transcript has a single exon. The record is from RefSeq and is a predicted model, not a curated record. Bases 136 to 549 code for a protein of 137 amino acids. NCBI's taxonomy places the organism in Eukaryota, Viridiplantae, Streptophyta, Magnoliopsida, Fabales, Fabaceae.
UUUUCACAACCAACAAAUUCCUCAAAGACCUAAAAACAUUAUAAAAGGCCAAAGCAAUAUCCCACAACUUCUCACCAAAAAGCUACAAACACUUUCCUUCUUCAAAAUUAUUUACACAAGCCCAAAAUUACAAACAUGAAUCCCUCUAACUUGUCCUUCCUCUUCCUCCUUUCCUUAACACUUCUCUCUACAUCAACAUCCCAAGAAAGAGCACCUCAUGGACUCAUUUAUGAAAAUCCUAUAGCUUUUCCACCAUCAGCAUAUCUCUUCUUUCACCCAAAUGCAAAAACUCCUGAGACCAAAAACUCUUGUAUUACAUCAAAAUGUUCACCAUUGCCUAUGGCAGCUAAAGUUGAAACCAAUCAGAAAUAUGAAAACAAUGAAGCAUCACUAAAAGGUGGGAAGAAACAAAUUGGAGUUGGUGCUGUGGCUGGCAUUAUCAUUGUUGUUACUUUUGUUGUUGUUUUAGCAAUUGGAGUUUAUUAUGUUAAGGUCACUAGACAAUCUAACAUGAGUAGAACCAUCAAUAAUGUUCAAUCUCAUGCUUAAUGUGUAUUCAUAUUUCACUUUCUUAGUCAUUAUAAUUUUCUUCUAUGUAACAUUUUAGAUUAAAA